AACCCCGGUACACACACUUGCGCCCCCUCUUUAACUUAGCCUUAUAUUAAGACCAAGUUCAACCUGACAGCUCCCAAACUCCCUCCUUUCCCAAAUAAUACAUCCUUUUUUCCCGUCUUUAAACAGCAAAAAAUCCAACCAGCGAAAGCUCUACUGCAUCGAGUUGUCGGCCCUCUUUGUAUAAUGAAGGCGUCUUAUUCUUCUGUGUUACUUGGGAAAGAAGAGAAAAGCUCCCCUCCUCCUCCUCCUCCCAAGAUGUUUCUGAAUCCUGAUUUUUUCAUGGAGGAAUGGAAGAAGAAGAAGGUUCAAGAUUUUGAGGAACAGAGCAGUGAUGGGUUGAAGAAAGUGAAGGCUAAUUGGGGGAAUGCUUCGAUUUUUGGUACAUAUGGGUGGUCAGAACAACACUCGUCUUCGUCUGGUUUAAGCAGUCCUUUAGGGUCUGAACUUGGUUCGACGGAGACUGACGAAACUGAAAGCGGAGAAGAUGAAGAUUUUAUUGCUCAGUUGACUAGACAAAUGGCUGAUUAUAUGCUUAACGACGAUGAAGAGGAAGAGGAAGAUGUUUCUGUUGAUGAAAAUGAUGUUGCUGAUGACAACAGAGUCAUGAACUCCACUCCAAAUACUGUUCAGGCUGUUAGCCCAAAUGGGUUGGCUGGAAAUUGGUCAAAUUACAAUUCCAUGGAGAUAUGUUACUAUAAUCAAGAAUCUUUAGGCACAUAUGUUAAGCCUGGUGGAGACUCAUCUGUGAAUCAUCAAAUGAAGAAUUCUAGUACAGUAUUUUACUCUUGUGAUGAUUUGAAGAGACCAAUUCAAGUAUACCAUUUGAAAGACCAACCAACCACAGCGAAACAGAAAAAAUCUAGAGGAAAAAGAGUCAAGGGGACGAAUACUGAAUCAGUACAGAAACUCAAGAAUGAAAAAAACAACAUGCAGAGUAGUACUUUUACCAAUAAAAAAACACUUGGUGGACAUGGGCAUGGUGGAGAUAAGUCUUAUCAUCUUCAUCAUCAUCCAGCACAAAGUAGUGGAGUAGGGAUGAGGGCUAUAUUUCUAGGAGGAGGAACCGGUUCGAUUAACGGGCCUUCUGGAACCGGAGUCUUCUUGCCUCGCACAAUUAAUAAUCCAAAUCCAACUACGACAGAACCAAAAAAGAAAUCUGGAAGUUCCACGGUUCUAAUACCAGCAAGAGUACUACAAGCUCUGCAACAACACUUCAACCACAUGGAUGCCUUGUCUCAAUCAAACACGUGUGCUGUCUCUUCUUCUCACCUUCCCAAACAUGAGAAUGAAACAGAGGAUUUGGUUUCUAAGGAAAACCUUGUACGUUCAGAAGACCAAACAAGUGUGGUAAACGACCAAGAGGUGCAACUACCUCAAGAAUGGACGUACUAAACAUAGUUGAUGAUGAUGGGUUAUCAAUAAUUGUCAUUAUUUAUUGGGAAGCAACUAAUAAGGACUAGGGUGCAUGUGAAGAAUAUUCUUAUGUCAAUUAAUAAUGGAAUCUUUGUGUUUAUGUUUUUGUGCUUGUAUCUCAUAGUACUAAGUCGGGCUUGCUUCUUAGGAUAAUGUUGUUGUUCUUAUGGGAGGGAUAAAUAUCUUAUUUAUGAUUCCUUGUAGUAAUAAAAUUGAUUGGAGCUAGGUGUGAAUCAUGUUCCAAUUCAAGUAUGUAAAAAGCCAAGUGCUAAUAAAGUUGUUCCUUUUA
Molecule: messenger RNA, 1702 nt
Organism: Capsicum annuum
Lineage: Eukaryota; Viridiplantae; Streptophyta; Magnoliopsida; Solanales; Solanaceae
Exons: 5
Coding region: 184-1392 (402 amino acids)
Source: RefSeq, a predicted model, not a curated record